This is a messenger RNA of Gigantopelta aegis, 6814 nucleotides long. Its product is annotated as myb-related protein B-like. The coding region runs from base 134 to 2203 and encodes 689 amino acids. The record is from RefSeq and is a predicted model, not a curated record. Gene Ontology annotation, cellular component: nucleus. Gene Ontology annotation, biological process: regulation of DNA-templated transcription. NCBI's taxonomy places the organism in Eukaryota, Metazoa, Mollusca, Gastropoda, Neomphalida, Peltospiridae. Gene Ontology annotation, molecular function: RNA polymerase II cis-regulatory region sequence-specific DNA binding; DNA-binding transcription factor activity, RNA polymerase II-specific. The transcript is spliced from 18 exons.
UCCGCCAUUUUACCUUGUGGUUUUCUUGAACUAUUUUGUGCGAAAUAUUUUUUUUACAGCAUAAUUUGAACUGACUUUAAACGAUAAGAGGAAGUAAUGGAUGACCUAUUCAAACUAGAUGUAGAAGAACGGAAUGUCUGACGAGUUUUUGAGCAUCAACCAUUUCGAUUUGGAAAGACCCAAUAGCAGACAGUCAUCGUUGAGUAGUGAUGAGGAUACAGAUGAUGCCGACCUUAUUGACAAUGAAUAUGACCAAUCACAAGUGAGAAGCAAGAAAAAUCUUGGUGGGAGUCGUUGGUCGAGGGAAGAGGAUGAGAAACUAAAAAAACUAGUAGAUGCUAAAGGACUCAAUGACUGGGCAUCCAUAGCUCAUUUGUUUACAGAUCGGUCAGAGGUCCAGUGCCAGUAUCGCUGGAACAAAGUCUUGAAUCCAGAAUUGAUUAAAGGACCUUGGACAAAAGAGGAAGACGAUAAGGUCACUGAGCUUGUGCAGAAAUUUGGGGCCAAGAGAUGGACACUGAUAUCCAGACAGUUGAAAGGUCGUUCGGGAAAACAGUGCAGGGAGAGGUGGCAUAAUCAUCUCAAUCCGGACAUCAAGAAAACUGCGUGGACUGCUGAAGAAGACAAACUGAUAUAUCAGCUUCAUCGAUCUUUGGGAAAUCGCUGGGCAGAAAUAGCAAAAUAUUUGCCCGGAAGAACGGAUAAUGCUAUCAAGAACCACUGGAAUUCCACAAUGAAGCGGAAGUAUGAACAAGAGGAGGCUCGAGAACGGGCGUGUGACCCUCCAGUAUUCACACACCCAUACACGCCGAGUACACACCACAACUUCCAGAAUGUUCAGCCUGUUCAGCUCUUCCCCAACAUGUUUGUACGGAGGAAUCCAGUUAUUGGUUCAGAUGCUGUUGGCAAAUUUGAGAAAAUCAAAGAGCUCAAUCAAAACUCACUUGAUUCUCUGUCUGCACCACUCAAAACACUUACUAACUGCGCUGAGGUAGUCACUGGUCACAGCAGCUUUGGUGGAUUGUCUAGUCUGGACCUUAUUAAUGGCAUUGAUGCCAAAACGGGUGUUACGCCGAUCAAGUUUACCAGGCUGAAGAAGGGGGCAACAGGGUUACGGUUUGAUGGCCAUGCACUGGAGAAACUGAGGAGUCCUGGAGGGUUAAUAUCAAUUACGUCACCUGUAGCAUCAAAGCUCAACAGAUUGCCUGCUAUAUUAAGGAAGAGUAAAAGGAAAAAACAGAAAUUUCCAAAGCAGUACACAUAUAUUUUUUCUCCACCCAAAGCGAAGCACGUCCACAUAAUGGACACCAUUGACAUAAAGGAGGAAAGUCUGACAGAAAAUGACAAACCUGACUUUCUUGAGAUGGACCCCGAGACGCCAACUGGAACACCAAUAAAAAAUCUUCCUUUUUCACCUUCUCAGUUUUUAAAUAGUCCAGAAAUUCCAUUUGGAAAUGGAAGAAUUACAUCAACUCCUGUAAGCCGCCAGAACAGAAGUUCGUCUGGUGUAGAGUCAUUGACAACUCCUGUCUUAAAAAGGACAGAAAAUUCAAUUCUCCACACGCCAGUGCUUAACCCGGUCAUGGACUCAACUCCCAGAACUCCUACUCCUUUCAAGAAUGCACUAGCUGAGAUUGAAAAGAAGUCGGGAGUUUCCAGGCAGUUUAGCCCUGGCCAGCUGGCUGACUUGGGGGAGGUGUUACAAGCGGAAUACGACACGGGGUACGAAGCCGACCUUUCUGUUGGAAUCACACCAUCACGGGCUCGGCAGUCGAAACGAAAACCAAAUAAAGAGGAUGUUCAACACUUGGGCAGCAAAUCUGUGAGACAGUCUCUGCAGCAGAAGUGGUCCGAUGAGAAGUUGGAUUACCUCGGAACAAAAUCAUUUCUGUCAUCUCCAGAGACGCCGAGCAAGUCUCUGAUCGGUGACACCAGCCUGCUGUUCUCACCUCCGUCUAUAAUCAAGGACACGCUGGCAGACGAGGAGAUGGGAGACCUGUUGUCCAAGUCAUCCAGUAAUUUGGUUAAACCAAAAAGAACAAGUAUGAAGAGAAUUAGAUUCGAGACACCACCGAAAGUCAAAUGCCUGCUCAAUGAAAACUUUGAACGUGUGGCCUGUGGUCUGACUGAAGAUCAAGUUGCAAUGACCGAACUCGCUAAGCGCUAUGUGGCAGUUGUAAAACCAAGAACCCUUGUGCUCUGAUCUCCUGCACUCACUCACACCAUCGUGUUGCAGCUAGAAACAUACCUCAAGUCCUUGGAAUUCAUCAAAUCAUUGAAAGUCAAUGUAACCGUUUCCACGGUCUCAGUGCUAUCUUCAUUUAACCAUUUCAAAAAACCGUGGUCAUGUCAUUUUGAGAUUGUUGAGUUUCUAUCUGGAACUUGGAUUAGACAGACGCCCAUCUAUGAAAUAACAAACAUAAAUGCUUUGUCGGUAUAAAAGUCUAAUCAGAUAGCAGGUAAUGUGUUUCCUGUUGACGGCUGUUUAUAUUAUUGUGUAGUCAUUUUACACAGGUUGGAAACCGUUUUUCUGGCUGUAAAGCCUGAUGUUGUUUGUGAACAUUGUGAAUAAUUUAUUGCGCCCAUUUUGUUUUGGUAGGAUAUAUAAUAAAGCUGUGAUAGUUUGUAUAUGACAAAAACAUUUGUCUUUAUUUCUGUAGAUAAAAAAAAUAUUUUGGAAAGAUCAGAAAGCUUUAUUACUAGAAGUGUAUUCACACGUCUUAAAAAGCUUAAACUCUUUGCAAAUGUAUCUACUAGACUUGUUACUUAAAUUUUAUUUAUAAGGUUUUUUUGUUUUUAAUUUUCCACAUCCUCCCAACACAAUUGUGUCUUGUAGUUGUGUUAGCAGUGAUAUUAUACGAGUGCUGACUGCCGAUCAAGCAUUUUCAUGUUUAUGUACAUAGAUUUUAUUACAUGUUGCCAGACACAUUACUGUGAUGGUAAUUUUAUCAUAGAUUGUAUGUCAACAGUGUCUAAGAUUUGUUGACAUGUUUUUGUGGGUGACCAAAAUUUGCUUUAAAACUAGAAAAAUGUGUUCUAUGUGGCUGACCAGUUCAUGUUCAAACAUUGACCUGCAGAAACUUGAAUAAAAUAUAUAAUACUUACAUAUAAUACUUAAUAUUUGCUAAUGAGCACAGUGUUUUUCCUAGCUUGUUUUAGCAUGGUGUGGCACCAUGCCUCCAUAGUCCAGUGCCAUCUUGCCUUAAUCAAUGCCAUGCUGUUCUGAGAUUAAACAAGCCUUUUUCAAUAAUUAACUCUAAAUCUGCCUAUGUCUUUAUAAAAAACUCUGAAAAAGUAUUAUUAAGUAAUAAAAUGUACCUCUUGUAUAUUUUGCCAUUCAUGUAUUAGCAAAAAAAAAAUUAAUGAAAAAAAAGUGCCCUAAAAAUUGUAAAAAUGCCCCCAAAGUCUACCAUGCCUUGCCAUAUUUCUAGGGAAAACGGCAGCACAUUUUUUAGCAAGCAUUUUGACCACUUUCAAAAAUCAAUUUCGGCGAAGAAUACAUUAAGAAACCAGGACACCACUUUUAAACCAUUGAUCACAACAGCAACCUUGUGUAGCCAUGAAAUUGAGAUCGCAAUUUGCAAUUUCUUCAUGUGUGUUAAAUUUCAUUUUUAUUUAUUGAGCAGAAUAAUUCUUCUGUUGCUCGGUAGAAUAAAAAGGCCGUAGUAGUGUGUUCUUGACUUGGACAAUAGUUUGUUGUCUUUCUACUCAUUGUUUCUUACAUACAGCUGUUAGCUGCUGUAGUGCCUUUCAGUGUGCAUAUUUCUUGGCUUAAACUGUUGAAAAUAACCCAAGUUUCUUUGAAGAUAUCUGACAAGUUGACAUGAAAACUGAAAUAUAUUUGCAAUUUUUUUUGUGUUUUUUUAAAACUCUUUUGUCAAUUUCAUAUGAAAAUUUGACAUGUUACCAUUUAUUGUAUAUAGAGAGAAAACCCCCAAAAGUCAUGACUGACCGACCGACCGACUGACUGACCAUAUUUUUAUUACAUUAUCUCAAAUUGUAGAUGAGAUAGAAAUUCACAACAGGAAUUUGUCCAGUGUUUAGUCGCACAGAUACCAGUAAAGUGUUUUGACAACAUAGUGACAUUAUUAGUGUUUAAUUGUGAUGUAUUCUUCAUGGUUAAUUUGCUUGUAGGCAACCACUGUGUAAUUAAGGAAGCUACAAAUUAAUCUGGAAAUACUACAGCAUUCAAAUAUAGGAAAAUAACAAAAUAUUUGAUAAUAUAAUUUAUUUUACUGUCGCUGUUUGUACUGACAAAAUAUGAUGAAGGAAUAAAGCAAAGUGGUGAUACAUUAGUAGCAAAAUAUUACCAGUCAGCUGACCGCCCUUGUUUAGUUUAUAUUUUCAUUUACAUUUUUUUAAUUCAUAGUUUGAAAGCAUAAGGAAUGAAAAGAUUUGUGUCAUGGUAAACACAAUAAACUUUUCAUAUUUAUUUAUGAAUUAGAAUUUAACCAGCUGACAUCUGGUAUUUUGUGAGAUGUUAUGCUGUGUUAAAGGCUCGCUGGGCUUGAUUCAUCAUAUCAAAUCUUGGGAAGAAACAUUGUUUCUCCACUCGUUUCAUUGCAGGAUACAAAAUGUUUGUUUUUUAAAACGCAACAAAAACAAUAACUGGUUAAUUAUGUGGGAUAUGGGGAACUUUUGCACACUUGACUCAAAUCCUUACAGUUCCCCAUUCUUACCUUCAUCAUUAAAUACCACAUCCUAUUAUUAGGUAUAUAUGUGCAGGCCUCAAAUGUUUUUUUUUUUUUAUUAUUAUUAUUAUUUUUUUUUUAAUGUAAAUAUUGCAGAUAGCUUAGACAGCUCCAAUUUAAAAUCAUUGAAUUUAUUUUAUUUUUUCGCUGAUAAAAUGUGUUGUAAAACAUUUAUUAACAUUUUAAUUUCUAUUCUAUCUUCUGUCCUGCUUUUUUGAAAAACUCAACAAAUAAAAUUGGAGUUGCAUCAGAUUUCAUUACAUUGCAAGGGAAAUAACGUUAUUUUCCAAUGUCUAGAAAAACUCAGGGUUAGUUACUGGUUACUAAAUGUAUUAUCUAUGACAAUGUGCAUUAUAUAUCGUUUAUACCAGUCCAAUAGCCUUGCACAAGCAUUCCUUUAACUAAAAGAAAUUAUAUAGGUUAUCCUUACAUUAAUUGUGCAAAAUAAAAAAUAAAAAUUCGAGUCAUGACAUAUUUCAAAUCACAAGUAUGUAUUGUUUUUGCUAGAUUUUGAAAUUAUUUGACUAAUUAUAAGGUUGACUUAAAAGUUAAUAUAUUAAUGACUAAAGACAGUUGUUUCUGGAUGUUGUUUGGCUAUUGGUUAUUGGCUAGAGUUUAUGUGAUUAUACUGUGGCAUAUAUAUCUAAUUACACAGUUUUCGAAAAUAAAUGUUUAUAUGAAGCACACAAUAUUGGUUUUAUCACCUCGACCAGGAAGAUAUGAAUUUUUUCCAAAUUGAUAAAUUAUUUUGGUAUUUAAGAAAACCACAAAAGUUCAUAAAAUCUAUUGUGGUAUAAGUAAUUUUUGUGUUUCUGUUGUUAUAUUGGCACAUUAAGUAUUGGUUUUUGCAUGGUGCAUUGUGCUAAAUUUAGCAUGUCAUUGUUUUCAUGUGGGUUUUUUUUAAAUGUUCCUAGUCUGUUGUGAGAAAUCAUUUAUAAAAGUAAUUUGUUUUGUUAUGUACAUUUGGGUAUUUAAUUAUUUAGCUGCUAGUUUUAAUGUAAUUUUGUGCAUGCAUGUUUUUGUAGUAUUAGUAUUUCAGAUAAUAAAAUACAACCCACUUUCUAGUGGAGAUUGUUUGUAUAUUAUAUUAAAAAAAUCUCAGUGUGUUCAGUAUAAAAAAUAUAUGAAGACCGCUAUGAGUAUAAGUAUACAUUUUGCUCUGUUCAUAACAUAUUUUUGUUUUGAUCGGCUGUAAAACCUCAUAUUGGCAUUAUUAAUGAUGAAGCAUUUUGGGCCAACUUGUUUUUGAAUAAAAUUUGUUUCUUGUAACCUAACUGGCUCAUGAAACUGGACUGACUCUGUCUUUUUUUUUUUGGGGGGGGGGGGGGGGGGGGGGAGGAGGAGGGAUCACAAUAUCGUGUCCUUUUUUUCUUUUUGUUCAUUCAUAAUAAUUUUUUUAUACCUUAGACAAAAUAGAUAAUUGGGUGAUGUCUGGGUUGGGGAGGUGGCAGAUGCCUCACUGCCAGUUUCUUUUUUAGUUUAAAAAUAACCAUUUGUAUCUAGCUGGAAAAGACCCUAUAUUCCCUCUCUCUCUCUCUCUCUCUCUCUCCCCCCCCCCCCCCCCCCCCUGCUGCUGCUGCCCAUUAGUUAUUGUAAUCUCAGUACACAUGUUGGUUAUGGUAAAGCAACUAAAUACCUUGUUAUCAAACACUUAUCUAUAUAGUUAGUUGGGCUGUAGCGGACUUACACUUUAAAAGAAAUGGCUCCCUAUUUGUACAUUUUCAGAUGUAUUGUUUUUGUUUUUUUUAUCAUCUGUUGUGUGUGUAUCUUUUUGGUAAAAUGCUGCAUCAAAGAUAAAUUCCUAUAAAAUUGUUAGAAUACUUUUAUAUUUUGCUAUAUUUUUUUUCCACAUGGAUUUAGAGCCCAUUUCACAACACCAUGAUUAUUAAUAACCUAAAAUAUUAUUGGUGUAGUCAGGAUUUUAUAUUGGGGGUGGGGGGGGGGGAACAGAUCGAUGUGUAAUGCUCUGUUGAUUUUUAAUUAUAAUAGUAAAUCACAAUCCUACCAUUGUAGGCAUUGGUUUUAAUACAAUAUGACCUCUUGUAUGAUUAUUAACUACAAAACAUUGAACAUGUAUUUAUCUCAUUUGUGCUUCAUGAAAAUACAAUAAAAAUGAAAAUCUU